AUGGCGGAACCGGUUAUUGGUACGGGUGCUCCUCACGACCGUGACUGGCAUACCGUUGAACGGUGGAUUGCAGCGAAUAGCAACCAAGCGACAGGUUUGCCAGCGACCAGUUUAUUCGAACUUCCCAUAAUAGAGCCAGCUCUCAAACUGGAUUCCAAUUUUAGUGUCUGGUAUGCUCAGGUUGUCCAGUCCCUAGAGUGUCACCAGCUUCAUCGCCUUGUUGAUUCUGAUCAGGAGAGGCCUUUCCGUGAUGACCCUAACUUUGCGUCAUGGUUGCAGCUCACUAGGAAAGUGAGAGCUUGGCUAAGCAGUUGUAUUGACCCUGGCUUGGAGCAAGAACUUGUUGCUGAAGGCCACAAGGGGUACGCGGAUGAGUUUAUGAGGGCUUUCAAGGAUCAUAUGAAAAGUCCACGCCGUGGCGCCAUAAAGCGGGCGUGUUUUGAUAUCUGGGACGCUCAGCUCGAGAGUUUCUCGUCAAUUAUGGAGUUUGUUGCUGGAUUGAAACAGAAAUUGCACUCAGCAAUCGAUCUCGGAGCCAGCCUUCUACCUUACCAUGCUUUGAUUGCUAUGCUGUGA
This is a messenger RNA of Penicillium samsonianum, 576 nucleotides long. RefSeq lists its product as uncharacterized. The transcript has a single exon. Bases 1 to 576 code for a protein of 191 amino acids. The record is from RefSeq and is a predicted model, not a curated record. Lineage: Eukaryota; Fungi; Ascomycota; Eurotiomycetes; Eurotiales; Aspergillaceae.